Molecule: messenger RNA, 315 nt
Organism: Leptosia nina
Lineage: Eukaryota; Metazoa; Arthropoda; Insecta; Lepidoptera; Pieridae
Source: the annotation of a GenBank genome assembly
AUGGCAAAGAAAAUAUUUUUAUUGUUAUUAAUUGUGGAAGUUUUCGGUGAUAAUAUUGACAAUUUCUUGGCUGAAAUCUUCAAGGAGAAACCUUCGGCUGAAUCAUUACCAAAAUCUGGUGAAGCCUGCACCAUGGACGACGGUCGACACGGAGUCUGUACUUCCAUGUUUUCAUGUCAAGACAACAUCAACUCUAACGAAAAGAAGCUUGUUAACAUUGGGGUACGUAAUAACUGCGAUCACUAUUUGGAUACGUGCUGUUCUGUACCAUCUGAGCCCGAAAAUGCAGAAAAGGCAUCUGAAGAAACUGACAAC